AUGUUCAAUUCUUUUUUGUUUCUAGCUGAUUAUUCAUUUAAUGAUAACAGUUCAAGUCAAAGUUAUGGAGAAGUUAAUCAACUUGGUGGUGUUUUUGUCAAUGGACGACCAUUACCAACACCAAUUCGUUUACGAAUUGUUGAAAUGGCUAAUUUAGGAGUACGUCCAUGUGAUAUUAGUCGUCGUUUAAAAGUUUCACAUGGAUGUGUUAGUAAAAUUCUUGCUCGUUAUCAUGAAACAGGUAAGUUGUUUUUGAACGAACUAUUUAGUAUUUUUGAUUUUGUUAUUUUUUGUUUUGUUUUUGUUGGAGGUUCUGUAUUACCAGGUGCUAUUGGUGGCAGUAAACCACGUGUAACAACACCACGUGUUGUUGGUCGUAUACGUGAUUAUAAAGUUAAAGAUCCUGGCAUGUUUGCAUGGGAAAUACGUGAAAAAUUAUUAUUAGAUAAUGUAUGCGAUAAAUUUAAUGUACCAUCAGUAUCAUCAAUUUCACGUAUUUUACGUAAUAAAAUUGGUCCUUUAUCACAACCAUGUAAUGGAAUUGGAGAAGGAAAUAGUGAACAUAGUGAUUCAAAUUCUUCCCCACCUGUUCCAUCAACAUCAUCAUUUGUAUCAACUACAAUACCUUCAUCUACAGUAUCAAUAACAAAACAUGAGCUUUCACCCAUUAAUACACCAUCAACUUUGUCAUCAUCUGGAUCAAUAUGUAAAAUAGAACCACCAGCAUGGUUACCUUAUGAUCAAGUAUCAACAUCACAUCAUCAUCAUCGUUAUCUUUAUCCAACUGUAUCGUAUCAUUCAACAUUUCAACAACAAUUUGAAUCAGCUAUAAAAUCACCUUAUACAGGAGGAAAUUCUAUUGUAUCUAAUUCAGAAAGUCCAUUUUUACAUACACCUCAUUAUCAUCAACAAAAUUAUCAUCAUCAUCAUCAUCAUCAACAACAACAGAAUACAUCUAUUAAUAAUACAGCGAAUUAUGCAUCGUUUUUUAAUCCUUUUCCCUAUGCGCAAACAAGUAAUUUUGCUGUUGCAACGCCAUAUUAUUCAUCGUCUUAUGGUUUACCGUUGACACCACAAGCUUCGUAA
Messenger RNA from Rotaria sp. Silwood2, 1086 nucleotides. The record is from the annotation of a GenBank genome assembly. Lineage: Eukaryota; Metazoa; Rotifera; Eurotatoria; Philodinida; Philodinidae.